AUGGCUUGCAAGUUACGUACUGCUGAGCGCAAAUUGCCGGACGAGGAGAACUUGGGGGUCACCGGCAAGAUUAAGCAAGAGGGACAGAAAGGCCGGCGACAACCGUUGGCUGAUUUGGACGGUAGAAAUAUUUCAAAUCGUGGGGGCGGCCCGGACGUGGUGAACCCGAUGAGGAAGCCGGAACUGAAGGACGAUGAUCCGGGUGAAGGUUAUACAGGUAAACAACUGGCGGACAUGGACCCGGAUGAGGAUGAUGCCAACAAUGACCCGCACAUGGUGUCAGAUUAUGUCAACGAAGUGUUCGCUUAUUUGCGUCAGUUGGAGAUGCAACAGCCCAUCAGAAGGAACUUUCUAGAUGGCCACGAGACCACCGUUAAGCAGCGAUCGGUCCUGCUGAACUGGCUGGUGGAGGUGCACUCGGAUUUCAAGCUGUCGUUGGAUACUCUGUAUUUGUGCGUCUCGGUGCUGGAUCGCUAUCUACAGGGCGACAAAACUGUGAGUAAGACCACGUUGCAGCUCGUUGGUGUGACCGCAAUGAUCAUCGCCAGCAAAUACGAAGACAUUGACGCCCCCCACAUUCAAGACUUUGUUUAUGUUUGUGAUAAGGCGUUCGCCAAAAAGGAAGUCAUCAAAAUGGAGCUGCAAAUCUUGAAAGCUCUGGAUUUUAAGCUGGGAAAAGCUGGGUCUAUACACUUUUUGAGACGCUACAACAAAAUUGCCAGAGUUACUGGUAAACAUCAUAACCUAGGGAAGUAUUUGUUGGAGCUGGCUUUGUUGGAGUAUAAGUUUGCGCACGAGGCUCCUUCGAUGGUGGCCGCAGCCGUCUGUGUCCUUUCAAUUGCAAUCAUCGACAAUGUUAAGAAGUUGAGGCCGAUUUGGACGCCCGCUCUUCAAACGUGCAGCUCCUAUCGUUACGUAGAUAUUAAACGGAUCAUUAACAACGUAAUAACGUUGGUAAGAUUUGCCUCUAAUUCGAAAUAUAGAGCUGUUAAACAGAAAUAUGCCCUGUCAAGGAACGAGGGAAUCAGUAUGAGUCAUAUAUUAUUUAGAGUUGAACAAUUAAUCAUUUAG
This is a messenger RNA of Aethina tumida (small hive beetle), 1071 nucleotides long. RefSeq names its product G2/mitotic-specific cyclin-B-like. Lineage: Eukaryota; Metazoa; Arthropoda; Insecta; Coleoptera; Nitidulidae. Gene Ontology annotation, molecular function: cyclin-dependent protein serine/threonine kinase regulator activity. The transcript has a single exon. Bases 1 to 1071 code for a protein of 356 amino acids. Gene Ontology annotation, biological process: mitotic cell cycle phase transition; regulation of cyclin-dependent protein serine/threonine kinase activity. Gene Ontology annotation, cellular component: nucleus; cyclin-dependent protein kinase holoenzyme complex; cytoplasm. The record is from RefSeq and is a predicted model, not a curated record.